Molecule: messenger RNA, 888 nt
Organism: Penicillium alfredii
Lineage: Eukaryota; Fungi; Ascomycota; Eurotiomycetes; Eurotiales; Aspergillaceae
Product: acetate uptake transporter family protein
Exons: 3
Coding region: 1-888 (295 amino acids)
Cellular component (GO): plasma membrane
Molecular function (GO): acetate transmembrane transporter activity
Source: RefSeq, a predicted model, not a curated record
AUGGCUGCUGAAACCACCAACAAUGGGGCCCUCGAAAAGGACAUUGGUCCGGUGCCCCAGCAUUCUAACGGCAGUGGGUCCCCCAUGCACCCCCAGAUGUCUGCCGAGGAGCACCAGGUCGCCAGAGCCGCCGCGCGCUUCGGAUACGGCCCUCUGGCCCAGGUCAACACGGCCGAGGCACGUCUGCCUCCCUUCGGUGGUGAAUUCCAGCCCGGUCUGUACAAGCCGGUGGAAGGUCGCAAGUUUGGCAAUCCCGCUCCUCUUGGCCUAUGCGCUUUCGCCCUCACCACUUUCGUGCUGAGCGCCAUCAACAUGGGGGCCCGGGACUUGACUGCGCCCAACAUCGUCGUCGGUCUGGCCUUUGGAUAUGGUGGUCUGGUGCAGUUGCUAGCCGGCAUGUGGGAAAUGGCCGUUGGUAACACCUUUGGUGCCACUGCGUUGUCCUCGUACGGUGGCUUCUGGCUCGCGUUCGCCAUCGUCUUGACCCCCGGUGGAUUCGAAAUCGAGAAGGAGCUCGGAGGCGCCGGUCCUGACUUUUAUAACUCAAUGGGUCUGUUCCUGCUGGGAUGGUUCAUCUUCACCACCAUCAUGCUCUUCUGCACCCUGAAGUCCACCGUCGCCUUCUUCUUGCUGUUCUUCUUCCUCGACCUGACCUUCCUGCUGCUCGGCAUUGCCUAUAUCCAGCGGGACCCGUCCGGCAUGCCCAACACCAAGGUCCAAAAGGCCGGUGGUCUGUUUGGUCUGCUGGCUGCCUUUGCUGCCUGGUACAACGCCCUGGCCGGUAUCGCCGACACCAGCAACAGCUUCUUCAUCUUCCCUGUCAUCCACUUCCCGUGGUCGCCCACUGGCCGCACCCGCCGGGCCAAGACCGACCGGGAGGAGGCGUAA